This is a messenger RNA of Chaetomium globosum CBS 148.51, 1194 nucleotides long. RefSeq lists its product as uncharacterized. The record is from RefSeq and is a predicted model, not a curated record. The transcript has 2 exons. Gene Ontology annotation, molecular function: protein binding. Bases 1 to 1194 code for a protein of 397 amino acids. NCBI's taxonomy places the organism in Eukaryota, Fungi, Ascomycota, Sordariomycetes, Sordariales, Chaetomiaceae.
AUGGCCGGCCCUCCUUCUCCCGGCAGCGACGGGCCAACCUUUGGGCCUCCACCGCUUCCCGCCGGUUGGAUUGCCCAGUGGGACGCCUCGUCCAAAAAGUACUAUUUCGUUCAGUUAUCAACGGGCGCGUCGCAAUGGGAUACACCCACCGAGGCUGCCCCCGUCGGCGGCACCCCCGCCGCACGCAGCGAUCACCCCUACGGCGUGCCCCAUGGCGCCAACGGCGGUGCCGAGAUCAUCGUGCAUCCUGACGGCAGCCGGACCGCGAGGUAUCCCGACGGGCGGCUCGAGCCUGUGCACCCGCGCGAGGACGACUAUACCAGCGGGACGAGGGGGAUAGGUGGCGGGGAUGGGGAUAGGGGUCUUGGAUCCUUCCUCGGAAAUACGCUCAGCUCGCUCGGCGGUAAACAAGGCGGCGGAUCUCAUGGAGGCGGCGGCGGUGUUGGCGGAGUUGCUGGACAGCUAGUGUCUGGACUUCUCUCUUCUGGCGGUUCUGGUGGAGGACACAGCAGUGGCGGUGGCGGCGGCAUUGGCGGGAAACUUGCCUCGCAGCUGGCUUCUAACCUGUUCUCCAGCGGCAAGCCAUCGUCGCAGCCCCAGAACUACCAUGGUGGGCAGUCAUCCGGACACUCUUCAGGCGGUGGUCUCGGGGGUAUCGUCGGAGGCGUCGCUAAUAUGUUUGGCGGGAAGCCCCAUGGCUCGGUAAGGUUCAAAACUCUGAAGUGCCACCACAAAAAGCUAACGGCGCGACAGGGCCAAAACAACUUCGGUUACUCGAAUAACGGCCAGACAGGCGGGUACAGCGCACCGGCCCCGCCGACUUCGUACCAACCACCCUCACAACCCGGAACCACCCCGUCUCAUUACGGUAGUGCGUCUUCGUAUCAGUCUUCAAGCCAGCAUCACGCCCCGUCAUCUCAGUACACCUCGUCGUACAGCACCAGCGGCCCGUCGUCACACAACCAAAGCUACGGCGCUUCGCCACAUGGCCAGUCCCAAUCCUACGGACCGCCAUCCUACGGUGCCCCUCCCGCUGUACCCGGCGCCUACGGUCAACACAACCAAUCGCAUUACUCCCAACCCCAGUAUUCCAGCGGUGGCUCUGGUGGCGGGCAUUCUGGAUACCCUUCGCAGCCGCAAUACGCUUCGGGCGGGCACCAUCAGGGGUAUGGCGGCAGCGGCCAAUAUCACUAG